GCCACGAAUCUUAUCGAAAUUUACGUUUUCUUUUAUUCUUUACCAAUUUGUUUUGUAGCUUAUUAAACCAGUGGUUCUUAAUCGGUAUUAACAAUGGAUUGUAAUCAAGUCAGACAAAAGUUUAUAGACUUUUUCAUGAAAAAAUAUAAUCAUGAAUUCGUUCCAUCUUCAUCAGUUAUUCCCUUGGAUGACCCAACUUUAUUAUUUGCUAAUGCUGGUAUGAAUCAGUAUAAACCAAUUUUUCUGGGAACUGUUGAUCCUAAUAGUGACCAAGCCAAAUACAAAAGGACAUGUAACUCGCAAAAGUGUAUCCGUGCCGGUGGCAAGCACAAUGAUUUGGAUGAUGUUGGUAAAGAUGUUUACCAUCACACUUUCUUCGAGAUGUUGGGUAACUGGUCUUUCGGAGAUUAUUUCAAGAAAGAAAUCUGCAAAUGGGCUUGGGAACUUUUAACCGAAGAGUAUGGAUUAGAGAAAGAUAGACUUUAUGUAACUUAUUUUGGUGGAGCACCUCAACUAGGUUUAGAUCCUGACGAAGAGUGUCGAUCUAUUUGGGUUGAUGAUGUUGGUGUUGAUCCAUCUAAAGUUAUUCCUGGAAGUAUGAAAGACAAUUUUUGGGAAAUGGGUGAUACAGGUCCUUGUGGUCCAUGUAGUGAAAUUCAUUUUGACAGGAUUGGUGGUCGUAAUGCAUCAGAUCUGGUCAACAUGGACGAUCCUGAUGUGCUCGAGAUUUGGAAUCUAGUUUUUAUUCAAUACAAUCGGGAACAAGAUACUUCCCUUGAACCCUUGCCUAAACAGCAUGUCGAUACUGGUAUGGGUUUCGAAAGAAUUACUUCUGUAAUUAAAAAUAAACGUUCCAAUUAUGACACCGAUAUUUUUGUACCAAUUUUCGAGGCUGUUUCCCAAAUGGUUACUUUUUCCCUGAUUACGGAUGGAGGAAGACUAGACAACGUUGGUCGUGGUUAUGUACUCAGGAGUUUAUUGCGUCGAGCUGUUCGUUAUGGUACAGAAAAGCUUGGUGCUAAGCCAGGAAUGUUUGCUUCUCUUGUACCAGUUGUCGUGGAAAUUCUAGGUUACUUUUUCCCGGAGAUGAAAAAAGAUCCGCAAACCGUGAUGGACAUAAUUAAUGAAGAAGAGACACAAUUUCUCAAAACAUUGUCAAGAGGUCGACAUUUGCUUGAGCGAACCAUUGCAAAACUCGGUGACUCUAAAAUCCUUCCUGGAGAUAUUGCAUCAAUCAUCAUUGGUAGUGCCCUUUUUACAAUUAUACUUGAGACCAAAGUUUUCAGUAUUAAUAAGUGCAACAAUUCCUGAUUUUAA
Molecule: messenger RNA, 1317 nt
Organism: Tetranychus urticae (two-spotted spider mite)
Lineage: Eukaryota; Metazoa; Arthropoda; Arachnida; Trombidiformes; Tetranychidae
Source: RefSeq, a predicted model, not a curated record